Lactuca saligna is the source of this 1190-nucleotide messenger RNA. Lineage: Eukaryota; Viridiplantae; Streptophyta; Magnoliopsida; Asterales; Asteraceae. The record is from the annotation of a GenBank genome assembly.
UUACAGUUUACACUUUACACCACUGUAUAUUUCCAAAUUCCAAGCAAAACAAACGCCUCUCUCUCUCUCUCUCUCUCUCUCUCUCUCUCUCUCUUGCAAGUCAUCCAAUCUCUGCAAAAUCUAGGGUUUGUGUUCAUCUUCGAUUCCAUCUCAUCCAACUUCAUACUUUAUUCAUCCAUGAAACCACCAAACAUUUCCGAAAACCUGCUGUGUUUCUCUUGAUUUUUCCUUAUCCACGGUUUGUGCUCGCUUAAUAUACACGACUUCUCGUUUCAUCAUCAAUCGGGUUUUCUUUGGGCGAUUUAACAGUUAUGUUUAAUACCUCUCUCACUCGAUCAUCAUCAUCGCUUUCAUUGCUCGUGAUUAAGCUUAGAAAUCUCCGUUUGUUUGGCCCUGGGUUGAAUCCUUUCGCUCCAUACAACAUGGCUAAUCACUUCUCUCGCUAACUCUCUCUUUUCGCUGGUUUAGUUACUUCAAAUCAUGUAAAAAAGACGAUUAUCUGAGAUUCGUGUCUUUUCAGUUUCUAGACACUGCUAGGGUUUCCUGUUUCAAGAAACUAUUAAAUUUAGUUUAUUUGGCUGCAACGAAGUUCUUCAAAUUCUGGUAUAUUCGAAAGAUAAUUGAAAGAAGGAACAAUGAUCCAAGAUCAUUUAUUGCGUUCGAAUAGUAGUCGGAUUCGGAGGCACAUCAAACGUUCCAACAGCUUGCGCUCCAAUAGCCCUGGGGGUGAUGAUAGGGACGACAGAGGCUGGACAAAUCUUCACGUCGGUGCUCGAAAAGGAGACCUUAAGGAGGUAAAAAGGCUCCUUGAUGAAGGAAUGGAUGCAAAUGUUGCUGCACUUGGCCCAAAAUCUCAUGGGCUCACCCCUCUCCAUCUAGCUGCCAAGGGUGGUCACAUAAAGGUCAUGGAUGAAUUGCUUGAUCGUGGUGCCAAUAUUGAUGCUCGAACCAAAGGUGCUUGUGGCUGGACUCCACUUCACACUGCUGCAAAAGAGAAGAACAGAAGAGCUAUCAGAUUUUUAAUUGAAAAUGGAGCAUUCUUACCUGAUAACAUUGAGGAUACCCGAUUUAAUCCGCCUCUUCAUUACUGUCCUGGUCUUGAAUGGGCAUAUGAGGAGAUGAAGCGAGUUCAACAUGAAAGUAGCUCAUCAUCAGGUUUCUUUCAGUAUCACGGGACGGCACCGGCUUGA